CACUGUUGGCGUCAUAUCCGGUCUAUUCCCCGGCUGCUGAAGUUCGUAGCUGAACUUGCUAUGCCUGCAGGGGAGAAGCAGAGGGAAACAAACAGACACCUGUAACUGUCAGGAACAGAGAUAUCAGUGAGUCGGCUGCUAUUAGUGGACACAGGCGGAUGAUGUUUUCCUUUUCAAUGUCGGUCCAGCCGCAGGUGACUCUACCUCUCAGUCACCUCAUCAACAUCCUGCAUCCCCUGAAGAGCUCAGUUGGAAGCAGCAGCAGUGGCACAUGCAAGUCCAGAAAGCCCAAGGAACCUGCUCCAGAUUCAGAUCCACAAUGCACAGAGUAUGCGCUUUCAAUGUGGAACCUCCGGGAGCUCGGCUUUUCCGACCUUGGAAAGCCGCAGCUGGAUGAGCUGGUGAACCAGAUGUUUCCACAUUUGAACACACAGGAAGUGUCGUCCCAAGCCCGGGGACAGUCAGCAUGGAGGACAUCGCAUCUCUCCUCUUCCUCCUUUUUCUACAAUAAGCACGGCUUUUCAUUGGGCCCCACGCCUUUGAUGACUCCUGCUUUCUCAAACAGGCACCUGUCCCCCCUGCAGACAGUCUGCACAGAGCUUAAACACUGGCCAGUAAUGUUUCAGAGCCGAGGCUUUAAAACUUUAAGGAGCAAAACCAGGCGAGUGCAGUCGGCGUUUGAGCGGCCCGUGGACUCCGAGACUUUCACGCCAUCUUUUAUAAAGGGUUUCCUUACGCGUGAUAAAGGCUUUGAUGUUGAAAGCCUCGACGGCUUGCUGAAGAACAAGAACGUACCAGAUGGACAGCAGGACGCCUUUAAGAGGGGCUUCGCUGAGGGUUUCCUCAAAGCUCAAGCUCUGACGCAGCGAACUCAAGACUCUCUGAGGAGAACUCGUCUAAUCCUCCUGAUCCUUCUUCUGGUCGGGCUCUAUGGUCUCUCUAAAACUCCUUUCAUAUCAGUGCGCUUCCGAACAACAACAGGCCUGGACUCGGCGGUGGACCCGGUGCAGAUGAAAAACGUGACGUUUGAGCACGUGAAGGGAGUUGAAGAAGCAAAAAACGAGCUCCAGGAUGUUGUGGAGUUUCUGAAGAACCCACAGAAGUUCACAGCCCUCGGAGGAAAGCUGCCAAAGGGUGUUCUGCUUGUCGGUCCUCCAGGCACUGGAAAGACUCUCUUGGCCAGAGCUGUGGCCGGAGAGGCCGAUGUGCCGUUUUAUUACGCCUCUGGGUCAGAGUUUGAUGAGAUGUUUGUUGGUGUCGGAGCGAGUCGCAUCAGGAACCUCUUCAGAGAGGCCAAAGCCAAUGCUCCCUGUGUGAUCUUCAUUGAUGAACUAGACAGUGUGGGGGGUAAAAGGAUCGAGUCCCCUAUGCACCCUUACUCCAGACAGACUAUCAACCAGCUGCUUGCUGAGAUGGAUGGGUUUAAACCGAAUGAAGGGGUGAUCAUCAUCGGAGCCACUAACUUCCCAGAAGCUCUGGAUAAUGCGCUGAUCCGCCCGGGACGUUUUGACAUGCAGGUGACUGUACCCAAACCAGAUGUUAAGGGGCGGACGGAGAUUCUCAACUGGUACCUGAAGAAGAUUAAAGUAGAUCCAGCCAUUGAGGCCAAUCUUAUUGCCAGAGGAACCGUUGGAUUUUCCGGCGCCGACCUGGAAAAUCUGGUAAACCAGGCCGCCCUGAAGGCAGCAGUUGAUGGCAAAGACAUGGUCACUAUGAAGGAGCUGGAGUUUGCCAAAGACAAAAUACUCAUGGGCCCCGAGAGAAGGAGUGCAGAAAUUGACAACAAGAACAAGCAAAUCACGGCAUAUCAUGAAUCCGGUCACGCCAUCGUGGCGUAUUACACCAAGGACGCCAUGCCGAUCAACAAAGCUACCAUCAUGCCCAGAGGCCCAAGUCUGGGACACGUUUCCAUGCUUCCAGAGAACGACAGGUGGAGUGAGACCCGUUCUCAGCUUCUGGCACAGAUGGAUGUCAGUAUGGGCGGCCGUGUGGCAGAGGAGAUUAUAUUUGGCCAUGAGAACAUCACAACGGGAGCAUCAAGUGACUUUGAUAGCGCUACCAGGAUUGCUAAGAUGAUGGUGACCAGAUAUGGGAUGUGUGAGAAGUUAGGUGUGAUGACCUACUCUGACCUGACGGCGCAGAGUCCAGAGACACAAGCUGCUGUGGAGCAUGAAGUCCGGGUUCUUCUGAAGGAUUCCUAUGAGCGUGCCAAAGCCCUGUUAAAGUCUCACGCCAAGGAGCAUAAGAACCUGGCAGAUGCUCUGCUCAUGUAUGAGACGCUGGACGCCAAAGAGAUUCAGCUGGUUCUGGAGGGCAAAACCCUGGAGACCAGAUAAAACCCGCAGGGAGGAGCACGAACAGGAAGAGAGGGGUGGAUAGAUUUUAAAGAGAAUGGGAUCAGAUGCAUUUAGCAGGAGGGUCGUCUUUUAAAAAGUUCUUCACUUUAAGUCCUCAUGAUUUCAUAGAAUCUCCCAAACUAGAAGUGCUGGUGUAUUUAAAGCAACGACAGCAGGUUGAUGUUGAGUCACAGAUGCGGACAUGCUUAUAUUCCGCUCCUUCUGGGAAUGAUGUGUGUUACACCUAAGAAUAAAUCUGUUUUGUUUGUUUUUGCCAUGGGAUAAUGGUUGAAAAUCAACUUAAAUGUGUGCACUUGCUGCGUAUACACUGAAAGUUAAAGUUAAAUUUAAUCACUGAUGGCACUUUUUUUUUUUAGUAUUAAUUCAAGGGUUACCUUGUUGCUAAAAUGCUGCGUUUAAAAAUGGAUUUAAAAAAGAUAAUUUCUCCUUUCGGUGGAAAAUGCUUUCUUUUAUCAAACGCACUAUUUCCAUAUUAAAUUGGACUAACAACAUCCAGGUAUUUAAACAAGGUGGAAAACAUCGUAGGACACAUUCUUCUUUUUAUAAAGCCUCCCUUUUUUCAAAAACAUCAAACUACUUUGGUUUGAAAUGUCUUUUGGUUUAUCAUUGAGGUGUAAAGAAUAAAGAAAAUGUAUUUACAGAUCUUUUCCCAGUAUAAAAGAGGAAUCAAUGUCUCCUUUCAUUUGUAGUUGUUUGAUACAGCAAAUCAUAUCUCAUUUUUAAGCGUAAUCUUUUCUUCAAUCUGUACAAUUGAAGGAAAUGAAUGAUUUUUUUUACAGUAUUGCAAAGUUGGAUCAUGCUACUACUAUAAAACAGACUGAUCUAAUUGUUUCCACAUCUUUCCCAGAGAAGCCAACCAAUAUGUCCAUGUCUGUGAUCAGCACGUUGCUCAGGUUGUUUUAUCAAUUAGUGGGAAGAAAUUAUCCAUGAAUGUAAACAUAAAUGGAACAACUGUAUUUUUUUUUUUUCUUUUCCGGAAGAGAAUGUCAAAGAAUUGAAUUUUGAAAUGAACAGCAUUGUGAACUUGGAGUCAUUUUUGAUAUGAUGGGAAACCAGUCCAGCCAUUAUACAAAUACAUUCAUGUUUUAUCUCUGAGGGGAUUUCAUAGAUGUUCUCGUUUCCUUGCUUCACCAGUUUCCACAGGUUUCUGUUGCUCCUUUAUAAAGGCGGCCUACAUGUGAAUGUAUAAUGAGUCAUUUGUUUUCCAGUGCAUUACUGUUUGUGCACUUUAUGUCUAAUUUUAACGUAAAUAAAUAUAUCCUUAUUUAUUUAAUUUGGCUUUUUGGAAGCCUUUGAGUGAAUUUCCUGUAAUUACAAAUGUGUGGAGUGAAGACAAAUCAAAUGUUUUUCUUUUUUUUUUGCUUUGUCUUUCUAUUCCUAAUUGCAGAGCAAUAUUCAGUCCACUUCUGCUUAUGUAAGCGAUGUUUCUUUUUUUUUUAAGAGUGAGCAAUUAUAUGCUCUGGCUGGAUAAGAGGCACUUCAGCAAUAAUAAAUGUGUCAGGUUGUCUAAAACUGACUGGGAAGCAGCAUUUUUGACUCUAGAAGAUGUUGAUUUAUUCAGCUGCUUCUGUGGUUCAUGUCUGAUGCAACAUACUCCAAGCUUAGACCAUUAUUUAAAGGUUAUCGCAAGAGUUUAGCUUAUUCUUCACCUUGGUCUCAGUUUUAAAGAUGGUUUUCUCAGUUUAUUAAUCUCUCUACUUUGCUUGGCAUGUAAAUACUGUACGAUUCAGUGCUGGGAAUCCUGUAUAUAAAUGUAUAGGAGUGCUUUUAUGCUGUGUGCACUCUGAAUGGCUCCUAUCUGUAGAUCUCUUCCACUGUGUUAUGAUAACGACUGGUAAUGCGUAGCAGAAACACCAAACUCCAAAUAAAAUAUUUAAAUUGAA
Messenger RNA from Cyprinodon tularosa, 4240 nucleotides. RefSeq names its product YME1-like 1b (gene yme1l1b). The transcript is spliced from 18 exons. Bases 159 to 2336 code for a protein of 725 amino acids. Lineage: Eukaryota; Metazoa; Chordata; Actinopteri; Cyprinodontiformes; Cyprinodontidae. Gene Ontology annotation, molecular function: metalloendopeptidase activity; ATP-dependent peptidase activity; ATP hydrolysis activity. The record is from RefSeq and is a predicted model, not a curated record. Gene Ontology annotation, biological process: protein quality control for misfolded or incompletely synthesized proteins; mitochondrion organization. Gene Ontology annotation, cellular component: mitochondrial inner membrane.